This is a messenger RNA of Eurytemora carolleeae, 1703 nucleotides long. It is a transcript of the gene Sin1, whose product is annotated as target of rapamycin complex 2 subunit MAPKAP1. Gene Ontology annotation, cellular component: cytoplasm; plasma membrane; TORC2 complex. Bases 96 to 1613 code for a protein of 505 amino acids. Gene Ontology annotation, molecular function: phosphatidylinositol-4,5-bisphosphate binding. The transcript has 5 exons. The record is from RefSeq and is a predicted model, not a curated record. Lineage: Eukaryota; Metazoa; Arthropoda; Copepoda; Calanoida; Temoridae. Gene Ontology annotation, biological process: TORC2 signaling.
ACCCGGGGGAAACCUUGCGGCAGCAGGAGAACAAGUGGACUGAUCUCUCCCUGACUGGUUUAGCGGAAACCUUCUCCGCUAACUAAAUUGUCAGGAUGGCUCUGUAUGAUAAUAAACUAUGGUUACUCUCACACAUACAUAAUUCCUUUAUAUCAAGUGAUGACUCCGGGGUGUGUGAACUUGUUCUUGGCUCAGAUAAUUUUAAAGAUGAACUUCGAGUCGUCGCACUUAAUCAGGGUUUGCCCAGUUUUACUGAUUGUAUAAGCGAUGAAGAAGAUGAGGAUGUGGACGGAUUCAGGCGUUCUCCGGAUUUCCGUGGAGGCUUACAGUGGCUCAAGGAUUCAUCGCCCCUUUAUAAAAAGGGAGAUAAACCAGUAGCGGUGAAAGUUGCACCGGAGAAACCUAAAACUAUUGUCUGGAAACCGGGAAACCCGGAUCCAGAAGAGAUGGCGGAAUUGUUUCCUAGAAAAAUAUUAAAUAAAGUGAACCCACCACAGGUCUCUCUUCUCACAGAACAGCUGAACAGUCUAGCUGUAGGAGACUGCAACCCUUGGAUAGAGUUCGGCAGGUUUGAUGGCUCCGGAAUUCCCGAUGAAAAGUUUGUCAGGAAGAUCUCAAUAUAUUUUCCUAUGACACUGGACGAUCUUUCAAUGAAACCGAUCCUAGUGAUGUGCCGAGGAGAUGCUAGAGUUCAUGAGCUAAUUGGUUUAUCUUGUUAUAAAUACACCCUGGAGAACAGGGAACCUAGAUUAGCUCCUCCUGUAGAGAACUACAGUCUGUUUAUGUGUGAGGAGGACGGUAGCGUGGAUUGGGAUUUCCCAUCCUUAGAUUCCUCCGACCUACUCAGUAAAUACGGUUUUACCGUUCUUGCAGUAGUUGAGAGAUCUAAACCAGAGCAAAGUGCAAUCUGUGUUACCCUUCACCUACCUGAUGGCACCUUCUCCCAAAUUGAAGUUCAGAAACGUGAUAUAACAUUAGGAGAGAUCCUGGAGAAAGGUUUAGAGAGAAGGAAACGAUUAACAAAUGUGAAAUAUAAUUUUGAAUACCAUCUCGAAGCUGUUGAUGAACCAGGAAUAACUUUGGAUCCUUCAGUUACUCUUAGUGCAAACGGUGCCGAAGAAUUCUAUAUAGUUCGAAAUAACAGCAAGCGCGUUGCAGGGGCUCGUGACGCACAGAGCAUAGAAAUAUGUUACCUUGAAGCUCUUCUUUUUCAAUCCUUCAACGUCGAGAUAUUCACGAAGGUCAGGACCAAGGUGGACGUCCAUCUUGGUAUAUCCGAGGAGAAGGUGGAGAUAGAUCCCCGCCAGCAAACCAGUUCUGCAAAAUUCUGGUCUAAACAGAAAGCUGUUUCCUACGCUCUAGAUCUAGUUGUCAGCUGUGAGAUUCUAGAAUCAAAAACAAAAGGAGACAGAGAUUUAUUUAGGAUGGUUUACUUGUCAGAGAGUGGAUGGGGACAGAGAGAUUUCGAGGCGGACUCUGAAACUGCCGGAGCUGUAGUUCAGAAACUGAACUAUCUCUUGGAUCUCAGGCAGUCAAAUGCUAGAAAGCAGAGAAAAGAAUACUUGAUAAAUAAAGAGAAGAAAAAACUUAAACCAAAAUCCACCUCAAAAUAGUAUGUGAUUGUGUGUGUGUGUGGAGGGGGUUUAGUAACCUUGCAUAUUGAUCAACGGGUUUUUUAGGCUUUAUUCCUGAUACUUUCUCAG